CUGUUGUUGAUAAUGUGAGAGAGCUGCUUGAUGAACACAGUACAAGCACCGUGUGACUGGCAGCAGUUCUGGCCUUUUUAUUUGAACUUAGUUUUAUAAAAUUAUAUAAAUGACUUAAUUCCAGUAGUUAUGACGGAAAUAUUUUCAUCUUUGUUCGGACAAAACGAUGCACAGCCACCCACGGGGCCAGCGGCUUUGGGGUUCGCCCCCGGAAAACCUCCGCCGCCUAUGCCGCCCAACCAAGCGCCUGUGGCGGCUCAGAUUCCAGCACAGCACGGGGAUGAGGGGCCUACACUGCGAAAACCUGGAGCCAUGAACGAACCUUUCUAUUUACUACGAGAACUGCCUGUUGGAAACGACCUGACGGGAAACACGAACCUGAUCACGCACUAUAACCUGGAACACGCGUAUAAUAAAUUCUGCGGCAAGAAAGUGAAGGAGAAACUGAGCAACUUCCUACCAGAGUUACCAGGUAUGAUAGACUGUCCAGGGGUUCAAGAUGGCAGCUCUCUGCGCUCUCUCAUAGAAAAAAAUCCGGUCUGUGGAAACUCUUUCAGUCCACUGACAGGAGCUCUACUCACUGGAUUUAGACUACACACUGGCCCGCUUCCAGAGCAAUACAGACUGAUGCACAUACAGCCGCCAAAGAAAAAGAGCAAACACAAACACAGACAUCAUCGGCCGCAGGAUCCUCUACCACCAGAAACCCCUUCAGAAUUAGAUCCCAAGAAGAAGAAGAAAAAGAGGGAUGAUGACCCUGAUCGCAAGAAGAAAAAGAAAGACAAAAAGAAAAAAAAGAAUCGACACAGUCCUGAUCAUCCUGGUCUUACUGGAUCUCAAACCAACAGCAACAGCCUGAGAUAGAACGUGUGUGUGUGUGUGUGUGUGUGUGUGUGCGUGUGCGUGUGUGCGUAUGAAAGCAUGUUGAACAGUGUUAGAGACCCUGAUAUGGACCAGUGUGUUUGACUGAUGCUUACAAAGACUUGAUUGUUGAAGAUGUCUGCCAUUUUUUUUCUGAAUAUAAAGAAAAUCUGAAUGAAUAAACUUUGUUCUUUA
Messenger RNA from Pimephales promelas (fathead minnow), 1056 nucleotides. It is a transcript of the gene med19a, whose product is annotated as mediator complex subunit 19a. The record is from RefSeq and is a predicted model, not a curated record. Gene Ontology annotation, cellular component: mediator complex. NCBI's taxonomy places the organism in Eukaryota, Metazoa, Chordata, Actinopteri, Cypriniformes, Leuciscidae. Gene Ontology annotation, molecular function: transcription factor binding; transcription coregulator activity. Gene Ontology annotation, biological process: positive regulation of transcription by RNA polymerase II.